GGUAUACAAGGUGAUACAAGAUAUAGGAAUGCUGACCAGACGUUUUUUAAUUUGGUUCAAAACGAACUUCAAGUGACUUCGAAACCGGCACAUACUAGAGAAACGCUAGAUAAUAGGCAAUCAAAGGGAAAAUCUGAAAGCUCGGUGAUUUCUGUGGAUAGUCAAGGGCCCUCUAUUGACAGAGAUGGUCCGUCAAGGAUAAUACGGAUCCCAUGUGGUGAUGACAGUACAGAUAUGGUAUCAACAGGUGAUACUGUGGAUAAAUUAGGAUCAGCGAGGCAAGACUAUAAUAAACACAUGCAAAUGUUGAUUGAAAGGUUGGCUGCUCAUAAAUUUAGCAAUCCCAGUAUGGAGGCAAUCGUUCCCAAACCUCCAACAAGACCACGGUCUGCAAAACGGCCUGUGAGCGCCCAGCGAAUGGCAAGGUAAUGUCAAAUAAUAUAUUUCUGUUUUGCAGAAAUUUCCAUACUAACAAUUAAUUUUAGCCUAGAAUUGUACCCGAUGUAGUUCUAACCUUAGAGUCAAAAUCAGAAACCGGACUUUUUGUGGUAAUUAUUCUUGUUUUGCACUGACGUCAUGACCGCCAUGUUGGAGGAAUUCUAACAAAAGAAUAUGAUUCUGUAAUUGGAGCGUGGUUUCCUCCAACAUGGCCGCCGUGUCUUUGUCUCAUAAAUCUCAAGAGAUUGAUUGCAAGCCACCAAUAUAGGUUUGAUUGGUUCAGAAUAUGACAAAUUUUAUUUUUGAAUUUUUGUGUAGAAUCACAACGAGUCAUGGUAGUCUGAUGUAG
Messenger RNA from Paramuricea clavata, 787 nucleotides. The record is from the annotation of a GenBank genome assembly. Lineage: Eukaryota; Metazoa; Cnidaria; Anthozoa; Malacalcyonacea; Plexauridae.